This is a messenger RNA of Malus domestica (apple), 1280 nucleotides long. Its product is annotated as palmitoyl-monogalactosyldiacylglycerol delta-7 desaturase, chloroplastic-like. Gene Ontology annotation, molecular function: oxidoreductase activity, acting on paired donors, with oxidation of a pair of donors resulting in the reduction of molecular oxygen to two molecules of water. Lineage: Eukaryota; Viridiplantae; Streptophyta; Magnoliopsida; Rosales; Rosaceae. Gene Ontology annotation, biological process: lipid metabolic process. Gene Ontology annotation, cellular component: endoplasmic reticulum membrane. The record is from RefSeq and is a predicted model, not a curated record.
CCAUGCAAAUAUCCCAUUUUAUACGUACGUAGAGUUUACCAAAAACUAAUUUGCUAAAGAAAUUGUUUUUAAAUAAAAAGCUUCGCUACAAAUCAAAACACACUUCGUCGAUCUAAUGAUAGAUUGGGAUCGGUGGCUGGUGAAGUGGCAUAUAGAGUUUUGGGGGAGGCAAUGGAACUUUGUCGAUAUCGCCACUUUGGCUGGCCUUUCCUAUUUGCAUUACCUUGCUCUUCUAGCACCGUUUCAUUUCAACUGGACUGCGUUUUGGCUGGCCGUCGCACUUUAUUUUAUCACAGGUGUGGGUGUAACCCUAUCGUUCCAUAGGAACCUUUCACACCGGAGUUUUAUUCUUCCAAAGUGGCUUGAAUACUUCUUUGCUUAUUGUGGGGUUCUUUCACUUCAGAGAAGUCCACUUGAGUGGGUGAGCAUCCACAGAGCUCACCAUCAAUUUACUGACACGUUGAAAGACCCCCAUAGCCCUAUUAAGGGAUUCUGGUUCAGUCAUAUUGGUUGGGCCAUUGAUUAUCGUAAUCGGUUUGGAAGUUAUGAAGCUAGAUUAAAGAACGUUGGAGACUUAAAAAGCCAACCAUACUAUAGGUUUCUUCAUUAUACGUACCCCCUUCAUUCAAUUGCUCUUGGAGUUGUAUUGUAUGCUAUAGGAGGAAUGCCCUUUUUAGUUUGGGGAAUGGGCGUGAGGACGGUAAUUUUUCUCCACGCUAUAUUUGGAUUAAAUUCGGUUUGCCACACAUGGGGGCAAGCAGUAUGGGACAGUGGUGAUUUGUCUAAAAACAACUGGAUCUUAGGAUUGCUGACACAUGGAGAAGGUUGGCACAAUAAUCACCAUGCAUUUGAGUUCUCAGCUCGGCAUGGAUUUGAAUGGUGGCAAAUUGAUGUUACUUGGUACGUGAUCAGAUUUCUUCAAGCUGUUGCUUUGGCUACAGACGUAAAACUUCCGACUGAGACUCAAAAGAAAAGAAGAGCUUUAUCCAAUAAAAUCAAUCAGGCUUGAAGGAAAAGUAGAAAAUGGAAUGAUUGAUAUUAUAUACUUCUGGGUUUUAUACAAUAAUUAGUUCAAAGAUUACUCCGCCCAUCUGUGAGAAAUGUGAAGAUACUGUAAUAUUGUAUCUCCAAGACUCCAUCUAUGUCAUGUCAUGAUUCUAUGGAUAAAUUCAGAAGUGUUUAGGUAGUAAAAAAAAUGUAUGAAAUUUAUACAUAUACACAUGUAUAUAAGUAGUUCUGCUUGUUAUAUUUCGUCAAGAUUGUAUUUGAAUUUUUCACCA